AUGAAGGCUGACGACCCGAAAAAGAUGACGAAGACUGAAGACCCGAAGGAGAAGACGAAGGCUGACGACCCGAAGGAGAAGACGCAGACUGAGGAGCCGAAGGAGAAGACGCAGAUUGAAGACCCGAAGGAGAAGACGAAGACUGAAGACCCGAAGGAGAAGACGAAGUCUGAAGACCCGAAGGAGAAGACAAAGUCUGAAGACCCGAAGGAGAAGACAAAUUCUGAAGACUCGAAGGAGAAGACAAAGACUGGAGACCCGAAGGAGAAGAUGAAGACUGAAAACCCGAAGGAGUAG
Parnassius apollo (apollo) is the source of this 297-nucleotide messenger RNA. NCBI's taxonomy places the organism in Eukaryota, Metazoa, Arthropoda, Insecta, Lepidoptera, Papilionidae. The record is from the annotation of a GenBank genome assembly.